ACUUUUCUCAGUGCUGAAUGAAGUUAUUGGUCUGUACCAAAUAAAGUAAGUGAGCAAAAGAAUUUUUGGCAAAGCCAGCUUUGGGGGCAGAUCAUAUACUAUGUAGGAUGAUUGCUGAAAUUUUCUCUUGGGGUGAUGCCAUUUGACCUUUUAUUGCAAUUGCUGUUGUGAAGCAUUAGAACCUACCCCAGGGCAUGCUUGCAUAAAGAGGUCUUAUGUUGGUCAGUGUUGGUCCUGAGUUAAUUAUCUGAUCCUGAUUCUUCUCAAAUCUUUGGGCUCUGUCGCGUUCAGUUUGAAAACUUUGCAAUAAAUGAAAAAUGAAUUUAACAUUUGUGGUGGUAGUAAAGCCAAGACAGAGUGGCUAAAAAUGACUGUGAACUCUAAUCUAUGCAGCUAGAAGUUCCUGGUUGCUGCCUGGUUGAUCAGUAAGGUCGUUAUCAACCAAGAGACUUCUGAGAACUGGCUUGGCUUUUCGGUGGACAUCAUCUACCAAUAUUUGACCAUGAAGCAGAGAGGUAAGGUUGUUUACUCCUCAUCUAAACUGAACAGAACAGCAGCAAGGUAAGAAGUCAGCGCAUCUAAGCUCUUCCAUAUCUCCUGGGUGAGGCAUUGUCUAUGAUUUUGGAGUCUUCAUGACGCUAUCGGUGCUUACCCUUCUAUUUUAUCUCUUCUUGCUACUUCUAGUGUCCUUGAGUUAUUGUUCAUUUACUCCCAAGGAAACAUUCCCCUCUUAGUUUUCUUAUGCUGUUGUUUGUUGGCUUUAGCUAAUCAACAUUUUGUCAAGUGAAUCUCUCUCAUAUGCUUGAAUUUAUCUUUAGUUCAUUUUGUUGCUUAUACUGUACUUAGCGUUGUUUCCGGUAUUUCUUUGCGACUCAUAAGCAAGUGACUCCAGACUACCUUGGUCGGUGAAUUUGAAAGGAACAUAGAUACUCAUUAACAUUCUUAGACUGUAAUUUUCUAUCUUCUAAGACUAUUAUAUCUCUUGUUAAGAGGGUGACUAGACUAAUGGUGCCAAUGUUGCUCCAUGUUUACUGACUUGCACUUUUGAUGUGUUCCACAUCUGAUUUGAUUUGAUCUGAUGUUAUUGAUUGUGCUUUUCUUUAACUGCUGCUGUCGAGAACUGUGUUUAUCUAAUUCCUCUUCCCCCCUUGUCUAAACAUACUUCCUGUAUGCAAAUUGUAUCUUCACACUCGGAAUUUGCACGUGUUUAAAAAUAAAAGUUAGAUGUAGGAUAGAAAUUUGAAAGUGGUAAGAGAGAACAGAGAUGAAGUGAGAGAAACAGUUGGGAAAGAGAAACUUUUUGAUGGGAUGGAGUAGAAUGGGAAAUAGCAAGUAUAAAGAAGAUUUUGGUACACCCCCAAAUGGAAAGUAUGAAGAUAAAUUUAGGGUAGGUGGUACUUAAUUUGCACUUGAUUUCUGUUGAUCAGAAAAAAGUAGAGUUAUUUUUCUUCUGUUUCUUAUAAUUUCCUUAUUUGGUUAACUUUUCUUACUGUUAGGAGUAUUCUGUGGUUUGGGCCAUCAGUUGGUUCACUCAGUUACAUAUAGGGCCAGAGCCCCAGACCAUAUCCAUAAUAGUAGCUUGAUCUUCGGACCUUUGGACUACAUUUAAGGCCGAAAGGGUAGCUGAACCCCGCCCAGGCUGGCAGACUUACUAGAGCUGAGGUGCUGAGCCCAUGUUGAUCAGCUGCCAUUAAUUAAUGUCUUGAAGUUCUGUAGUUGUUGUGGUUUGUUGUUAUGUGAUCUGUAAUGUGCACCAACCAUGUUUUUCUGAUAAACCUUGCUGAUAAGAAGUGUUCUGCAUCUAAGAUAAGAUAAACCAACUCUGUUGUCUGACGUCUAAAUGCAUAUCUUGAGCAAUAGCAGUUUACUGCACAAAGCAAAUCAAGUCUUUCGUUACAUCAUGUGGUGCGUCAUGAUUUGUAUGACUAUCAUCAACUUAUCUUUCAAAGUUUUGUGUUUUAAAUGUCUGUCCUGCAAAUAUUGCCUAUUUGCCCAAACAACAAGUCUAGAAACAUGUAAAAGAUGACUCUCUUUAUUUAACUAUAUUGACUGACAUUAAUAGAAGGACUAGGAUGAGGAAGUAAAGCUAAUACAGAGUAUAAGUUAUGCUGUUCAAUUUAUGCAAAAACCUCCGACAUUGAGCUUUUUUAAAAAUUAGUUUUUUUAUCCCAAAACACUCUUCCAAACCUCUCCUAAUCAAACAUUCCCAUCAGUUUUUUGAAAUGGUCAAACCUUUAAUUCACUUCAAAAAACGUUUUUUCUCCAAAAUAACCAAACACCCUCAAUUCCAUAAACUUGGGGCACUUAUAGAUUACAGAAGUAUGAAUCUGGCAUGCUCUCAUGUAUUUGAUUUGGGAUCAUAUUUAAUCUUUCAGAAUCUCCAUAUUGGUGUAUUAGGUUCGUUUCUUAUUGAUUUGGCCCUAAUUUAGACCCACAUGUCAUUAAUAAGAUUUGUGGAUUUUGACUUUUAGUUGUAGAAGCUAAAAUAAUACUUGUAUUAUAUGUAGUGGCAAUAGUGUUUGAAGCACUUGUUGAACAAGAGAUUAAAAGUUCAAACCCCAUGUCCCUUCUGUGUUUUUGGCCAAAAUCUGCCACUCUAUGGUUCUUGGGAAUGGGUUUAUACUUUAUAGGGUAAGCAUAAUCUCCAUUAUUGUGUUUAAUUAUUUAGAAAUGGACAACUUCAUGAACAGGCAUGACAUUGUUCGCACUCUCCUCAUAUUUUACUUUAAGUAAUUGUUUUGUAUCCCUUUUCCCAUUUUUUCAUUGUUUCUGCUUUCCUUUUCAAUCACCUUUUUCGUUGUUUCGAAAUCUUUUCUUGUCAGGCCUACCAUUUUCUUCUUAUUACCCCAAAAUUGCCCCUCUUAACAAUUUCAUUUACUCCCACUAUUACAUUUUUACUUCCACUAUAAAACUGAACCCACCCAGUAAUUUUCUUUUAAUCAUAUUCAGCGAGUAGAGAUCUUCCCUCUCAAUUUCUGCGGCGAUUGCGGCAAAACAUUGAAGAACACCUUGUAGACUUGUGGACACUACACAUACACAUCCUCAAGAUUUUGACAUAUAUGAAGUGGGGUUAUUAUUUUUGAAAAAGAUUGGGAACUUAAUGAAGCAUAUCUCAGUAAAUCCAAUAAUUGAAUGGGGCCUUUACCCUCAUCCAGCCGUUUUCUUCAAUAAGAUAAUAGAUUUAAAAAUUCUACAUAUAUUUAAGUUAAAAUAAUAAAAUAGUAUUGUAUUCCACACUUCUUGAUAAUGUGGUCCUCUGCAAUGAUUCACGUGUUCAUUGUGAUGUAUAAAUUCGAACAAGCGCUGUUUGUAGUUUGUACACAUAUUUUGAUGCAUUUUGUAUGUGAAUGCUAAGUGUUUUUCUUGCUUUUUAGUCAGUUGCAUACAGAGUAUUUAUUUUCAAGUUGACUGCUAGUACUUUUAAAGUAUUCAGUGGAGUUGAUCAGAUGGAGACAGUAACUUCUUCUAUAAUUUUCAAUGUGCAUUCACCUAUCAAUCAUGCCUUGUUAAUUUUUGUUGAUCUACUUGUGAUUUUCAUUUCUAUAUUUCUACUUGUACACAAGUCAUCAAUACGGAAUGUUUCAGCUUUACCAGAACCUCGAUUUCCUUCGGGUGUGGCCAUUAUAUCUGCUAUAUUCAAUUGUGGUUUGGCUGUUGUGUAUUUGGGUUCAGGAUCUUAUACCCUGGUUGAGAAGCUGACCAAAGAGAAAAUUAUCUCGCCUUUAGAUGAAUGGCUAGUUGUUUUGCUCCAGGGUUUAGCAUGGUUGCUGCUGAGCAUUACCUUGUGUCUGAAGAGAGCAGUUCCAUACACCAUGCUGUUGAAAGUUUUUUUAGCUCUUGCUGUCUUGCUUUCUGCAUUUCUCUGCAUACCUUCUCUGUUGGAAACAGUUGCAAGAGAAGACAUAUCAGUUAACAGAGUUCUGGAUGUCUUACUUUUUCCGGGUGUUGUUUUAUUACUCUUUUCAGCUGUUCCAGGAUGCAGUUAUGAAGCAUCGGGUUUACACGGUACUGAAGGGGAAUUUUCUCGACCUUCACAAGAUGACAGUUUGCAGACUAAUGAUAAAAGUACUACUCCUUUUGGCAAAGCUGGAUAUUUGAGUAAGUUGACAUUUUGGUGGCUGAACUCAAUGAUGAAGAAAGGCAAGGAAAAACCUCUCGAGGAGAAAGAUAUACCUGGGUUAAGGAAGGCAGAUAAGGCACAUACAUGUCAUGCUAUCUUUAUUGAGAUUUUGAGUAAAAGAAAACAGAAACCAUCACCAGAUUCUCCUCCUAUUCUUUCAACAAUUUUGUUAUGGCAGUGGAAAGAAAUCCUAGUUGCAGGAUUGUUUGCAUUGACAAAUGUUCUUGCUAAAUCGGGCAGCCCUCUUCUUAUAUUGGCCUUCAUUCAGUUGGCAGAGGGUAAGCAUGCUUUUAAACAUGAGGGUUAUGCACUAAGUGUAGCUCUUUUUCUUGUUAAAUCUGUGGAAUCACUAUCUAAAAGGCAGUGGUUAUUUAGAAUGAGGUUGAUCGGGUUGCAGGUAAGAUCUGUCCUGUGCACUGUUAUCUAUGAGAAGCUGUUAAAGCUUUCAUCCGCUUCUACGACUAUGCCUGUGGAAAUAAUGAGUUGUGUCACCAUUGACAUUUAUAAAAUUAGUGAAUUUCCCUACUGCCUUCAUCAUGCAUGGACAACAGCUUUGCAGCUGUUCCUUGCGUUUCUUAUCGUUUAUUACUGCGUGGGUGUUGCUGCUUUUGCAACUGCAAUUAUGAUAGUUCUGGCGGUAGUUGGAAACUUUCCAGUUGCAAAAUUCCAGCAGAAAUAUCAGGUUAAGUUUAUGAAUGAUCAAGACAAGAUAUUACAGGCGAUAUCUGAAGCUGUCAUGACCAUGAGGGUAUUGAAACUUUAUGCGUGGGAGACUCGUUUUAAGAAAGUCAUUGAAGGUUUAAGGAACCAGCAGUACAGAUGGCUAGUAGGACUUCAAAAAGUGAUGGGUUACUCCUUAAUACUUUUUUGGUCAUCACCUAUUUUGGCUCCAAUAGCCACAUUUUGGGCAUGCUACGUCUUAGGAAUUCCUCUGAAAACUAGCAAAGUAUUCACAUUUCUAGCAACUAUAGGGCUUAUUCAGGAGCCUGUCAAACAUAUCCCUCAGAUUUUUUCAGCAUUUAUAGGUGCAAGGGUUUCCUUAAACAGGAUUAUAAAGCUUAUAGAGGCUCAACAGUUGCCGAACCAGGAUACCAGCGUUCCAAGGCUUAAUUGGGAGGAGUGUGGGUACACCAUACAUAUCAAAGCAUCUGAAAUUGCAUGGAAUGGAAAUUUUCUCCGACCAACACUUAGGGACGUAGAUUUGAUGGUAAGUCCUGGAGAAAGAGUAGCAAUCUGUGGAGAGGUAGGAGCUGGCAAAACUACGCUUUUAGCUGCAAUCCUUGCAGAGGUUCCACACAUUAAUGGGGUGGUUCAACUGCGUGGAAAAGUAGGGUAUGUUUCUCAGACUGCAUGGAUACAAACAGGGACUAUACAAGACAAUAUCUUGUUUGGAUCCAUCAUGGAUCCAAGUAGAUACCAGGAAACCCUGGAGAAGUGCUCACUUCUAAAAGAUCUUGAGAUGCUUCCUUUUGGUGAUCUUACUGUAAUUGGAGAACGAGGAGUCAAUCUUAGCGGAGGACAGAAACAGCGAGUUCAACUUGCUCGUGCUUUGUAUCAAAAUUCAGACAUAUAUCUCUUGGAUGAUCCAUUUAGUGCUGUGGAUGCGCAUACUGCCACCAAUCUGUUCAAUCAAUAUGUCAAGGUAGCGCUAUCAGGGAAGACGAUUUUGCUUGUGACUCAUCAAGUUGACUUCCUUCCCAAAUUCGACUCAAUUUUGCUUGUAUCUGAAGGAAAGAUCGUAAGAGGUUCUUACAAUGAGUUGCUUAUGACUAGUGAAGCAUUUCGAAACCUUGUGAAUAAAUAUGAUUCUGCUGCAUCUCAGAACACCAAGGAAGUGUUACGUGAUACAGCUUUGACAGGAACAUCAAAGAUAUUUCAGGAGGACACCAAAGAGAAUUUGAAUGCUAGUGAUCAAUUGAUUAAGCGAGAAGAAAGAGAACUUGGAGAUGCUGGAAUCAAGCCUUACCUACAAUAUCUUAAACAUGGCAAUGCUUUGCUAUACUUUUCACUAUCAAAUUUCAUGCAAUGUCUUUUUCUUCUGGGGCAGUUUGCACAAAGUGUCCUGUUGGCUGCUAACCUUCGAGAAUCUAGUACCAUCAGCAAACCCUUAAUUCUUGUACUUUACGGAGCAAUUGGAUGUGGCUCAAUAUUUUUUCUGUUUGGAAGAACCUUUUUCUUAUAUCUUCUAAGUUUAAGGGCUUCAACAUCUAUCUUUUCCAAGCUGCUGGAGUCGCUUUUCAGGGCUCCAAUGUCUUUUUAUGAUUCAACACCUCUGGGAAGGAUACUCAGCCGGGUAUCUUCAGACUUAAGUGUUGUUGACUUGGACAUACCAUUAAAAUUCAGCCUCGCACUAGGAUCGACUAUUUAUGUUUAUUUUGGAUUUGCGCUGUUUGUUGUUCUUGCUUGGGAAGUUCUGGUAGUAAUUAUCCCCACGAUUUAUUUGGUCAGCGUCUUGCAGGAAUACUACUAUGCUUCUUCCAGAGAGCUUAUGAGACUUGAGGGGACAACAAAGUCUCUGGUUGCCAGCCAUUUUGCUGAAACUGCCACUGGAGCAAUGACAAUCAGAGCUUUUGGAGAGCAAAAUCAGUUCUUCUUGAAGACCUUGUAUCUUCUUGACAAUAAUGCUAGUGCAUAUUUCCAUAAUUUCUCUGCAAAUGAGUGGUGCAUAUUAUAUCUCGAGAUAAUGUACGCAAUUAUUAUCUCAGCCUCUGCCUUCUUCAUGACUAUGCUUCCUCAUACAGAGCAUACAUCUGGCUUUAUUGCGAUGGCUCUGACGUACGGUUUGUCAUUGAGCGGUUAUUCCACGUUGGCUUUACAAAGCCAGUGUGAUCUUGCAAAUAUGAUGGUAUCCAUGGAGAGACUGGAGCAGUACAUGCAUAUUGUCAGUGAAGCCCCAGACGUAAUAGAGGACAAUCGGUCUCCUCCUGAUUGGCCUUCUAAUGGUCACGUGGAGAUAUGUGACUUGAAGGUCAAAUAUCGGCCAAAUACCCCCCUUGUUCUUCGAGGAAUUAGUUGCGUCUUUGAAGGUGGACAGAAAUAUGGGAUUGUAGGUAGGACUGGAUGUGGAAAAACAACUCUUGUUAGCACAUUGUUUCGCUUGGUGGAGCCUACAGAGGGAAAGAUUGUAGUAGAUGGUAUAGACAUUUCAACAAUCGGGCUCCAUGAUCUCAGAUCACACUUUGGAAUCAUCCCACAAGAUCCUGUACUCUUUCACGGAUCCGUGAGAUUCAAUCUUGAUCCCGUAUCAGAACAUAGCGAUGAGGAGAUUUGGGAGGUUCUUGAAAAAUGUCAACUAAUGGAGGCUGUCCGAGAAAAACCUGAGAGCCUGGAUGCCUUAGUUCUGAAAGAUGGUACAAACUGGAGCAUGGGACAGCGGCAAUUAUUCUGCUUAGGACGUGCGUUAUUGAAGAGGAGAAAAAUACUAGUGCUUGAUGAAGCUACUGCAUCAAUUGAUAAUGCAACUGAUUUGGUCAUUCAGAAAAUCAUAUGCACUGAAUUUAACAACAGUACAAUGAUAACCGUAGCCCACAGGAUUCCCACAGUCAUGGACUGCUGUAAAGUUCUCGCUUUAAGUGAUGGAGAGUUGGUUGAAUUUGAUGAUCCCAAAAAGCUCAUGAAUGAAGAUGGCUCCCUUUUUGGUCACCUUGUAAGGGAAUACUGGUCCAACACUGGAAGUUCAUAGCGCUGUUAGCCGUCUGGUGUUUGUUAAGGUGUUUUCGGAGGUUAUCUGAUCUCCGUUGUUUUAAAUAUCUGUAGCUAUGCGGAAGCCUCAAGGGAUGAAUUUGUACUAUGUACUAAGUAGGAUUCAAUAGAUUGGUUACAAAGCAAAAUGCAUAUCCAAUUUCGGAUGCAGUAAUUUAUUUAUAUUUUUAAAAAACAUUAAAGUAAAUCUUAUUGGUUGAAAACUAAAUA
Molecule: messenger RNA, 8032 nt
Organism: Spinacia oleracea (spinach)
Lineage: Eukaryota; Viridiplantae; Streptophyta; Magnoliopsida; Caryophyllales; Amaranthaceae
Product: ABC transporter C family member 10
Exons: 11
Coding region: 3447-7802 (1451 amino acids)
Biological process (GO): transmembrane transport
Cellular component (GO): membrane
Molecular function (GO): ABC-type transporter activity; ATP hydrolysis activity; ATP binding
Source: RefSeq, a predicted model, not a curated record